Messenger RNA from Micromonas commoda, 534 nucleotides. RefSeq lists its product with no specific name. The transcript has a single exon. The record is from RefSeq and is a predicted model, not a curated record. The coding region runs from base 1 to 534 and encodes 177 amino acids. Lineage: Eukaryota; Viridiplantae; Chlorophyta; Mamiellophyceae; Mamiellales; Mamiellaceae.
AUGAUGGCCCUCAGGAUGACCCCGGCGAUCGGCGCGCGCGCCGUCGUCGCCGGCGCCAAGGUGCGCGCGGCGCGCGGCGGCGCCCCCGCGCGCCCCUCCGCCGUCCGCGGCCGCGCCGCCUCGGUUUCCGUGCGCGCGGCGGUCGAUCCCACCGUCGCCUACGCGGUGGCGCAGCAGGAUCUCUUCUUCGCCGCGGUGGUCGCGGGCGAGUGCGCGUAUCAGCAGGGUAACCUUCCCGCGGACUUCAAGGGCAGGCCGGAGUUCAAGGACAUCGCGCUGCCGUGCGGCAUCCUCGUCGCGUCCUUCCUCGCGAUCCAGACGGACAACGGCGUGGUCACCCCGGGCGGGCUCAUCUUGGGAGCCGCGGGGUGCGUGCUGGCGGGGAAGAUGUACCUCGAUCGAUUUGACGCGAUCGACGACGACGGGAUGGACUGGCCGGGGCCGAGGGUGUUCCCGGGGACCGGGAUCCUUUUCGCGCUCUUCGCCCUCCUCGCCAACGUCGAGGCCCUGCCUAGGAUCAUGGGGGGAGUCUGA